AUUUUUGCAUCUGUUUGUUUUGGUGUUCAUUAAUGGCUUAAUGCUUCUGUUAGCUUUAUUCUUGAGUGCUUAUUUGAAGUUUUGGCUUAAUUACCAGGGAGCUAAGACUCAGCUUUCAGCUUCCUUUUGCUGUUGAAUAGCUUCAGAGUUGGUAUUUUAAACAAAGAAAAGCUGCUUAUUGGUAGUUUUAAUCCAUGGACUCUACUGGGUUGACCUAACUCAAAGUGAAUCUCAAUUGGGUUUUGUGUAGAUUUAAGAUUGGAGGAGAAGAAACAAGGAGUAGGAAAGAGUUAAAAAAGAAACUAGAAUUUUUCUAGUUUGAUUUCAACAUGUCUGUAGCAUUAUUUUGGGUUGCAUCAACAAGCUCAGAAUUAUCAAAUUCCUUUGGUUUCUUUGAUUCUCUCCGAGAUGGUAAUCGUCUUUUUGACUCGUCAAGAUUAGGAUCUCGAGAUCGGAGUUUGUUUUUUAGUUCUAGAGCCAAGAAGGGUAGGAGCCAGAGGUUGAAUCCUGGCUCUAUAUGCACAGAUUUGAGGUUAGGUUGCUCUAACUUUGAUGGGCAAAGCAACAUGCCUCUGACAUCAAGUAUGGUAGUCAGUCCAGCCGGGGAAAUGGCCAUCUCAUCUGAGGAGAAGGUUUACAAUGUGGUGUUGAGGCAGGCAGCCCUUGUUAAGAGGCAGCUGAGGUCUAGUAGUGGAGAGCUUGAUGUGAAGCCGGACAUUGUUUUGCCCGGGACUUUAAGCUUGAUGACUGAGGCUUAUGACCGAUGUGGUGAAGUUUGUGCAGAGUAUGCAAAGACAUUUUACUUGGGAACUUUGUUGAUGACUCCUGAAAGGCGAAAGGCUAUUUGGGCUAUAUAUG
This is a messenger RNA of Carica papaya (papaya), 858 nucleotides long. Lineage: Eukaryota; Viridiplantae; Streptophyta; Magnoliopsida; Brassicales; Caricaceae. The record is from RefSeq and is a predicted model, not a curated record.